Molecule: messenger RNA, 1919 nt
Organism: Haplochromis burtoni (Burton's mouthbrooder)
Lineage: Eukaryota; Metazoa; Chordata; Actinopteri; Cichliformes; Cichlidae
Product: sphingosine 1-phosphate receptor 3
Exons: 2
Coding region: 316-1449 (377 amino acids)
Biological process (GO): G protein-coupled receptor signaling pathway
Cellular component (GO): membrane
Molecular function (GO): sphingosine-1-phosphate receptor activity
Source: RefSeq, a predicted model, not a curated record
GUCCGGGCUGAAGGAGGGGAGGGAGGGGUGUGACUACCAGCCGACCGUCGACAGCUCCGGAGUUUCCAGAGCUCAGUGAAAAAAAAGAAAAAAGAUGAGGAGCUGCUCUCUUCUGCCGAACAACGAAGAAAGACUUAAAGUUCAACAGAAAAGAAAGGAACUCAGAUAAUCGACUGCGAUGAAAUGUGCGUCCAAAAGUGCGGGAUUGACUUUAAAAACAAAGCGAACUGCGAGCAUCCAGAGUUGAACACAGUGGACACCGCGCUCCCUGCUCGAGUCUGACCUCCAGUGUCGGCUGCUGGUAUUCUUUGGACAAUGAUCAACUCUCAGAUCCAGCUCCACUACAACUACACAGGAAAGCUGGCCAACCGACCAAGCAUUGGCGCGAGCCCCGGCACUGUGGACACCAAAACCGUAGUUUUCCUCAUCGUUUGCAGCUUCAUCGUCUUGGAGAACCUCACAGUGCUUGUAGCCAUAUGGAGGAACCACAGGUUCCACAACCGCAUGUACUUCUUCAUCGCUAACCUGGCAAUGUGCGACCUGCUGGCUGGAGUCGCAUACCUGGUCAACCUGCUCUUAUCUGGAGAGAAGACCCUGCAGCUCUCACCUGCUCUCUGGUUUGUGAGAGAGGGGAGCAUGUUUGUAGCACUUGGAGCCUCCAUUUUCAGUCUCCUGGCUAUUGCUAUAGAGAGACACCUUACUAUGAUCAAAAUGAGGCCUUAUGAUGCGAACAAGAACUACAGGGUAUUUCUGCUCAUAGGGACCUGCUGGCUGAUUGCUAUAUCUCUUGGAGCUUUGCCUAUUCUGGGCUGGAACUGCCUGAAUAACCUCCCUGAUUGCUCCACAAUCCUCCCUCUUUACACCAAGAAAUAUGUUGCUUUCUGCAUCACGGUUUUCAUACUUUUGCUCUCAGCCAUAGCCAUCCUGUAUGCCCGCAUCUACAUCUUGGUCAAGUCCAGUAGCCGAAAGGUGAGCAAGCACAGCAGUUCAGAGCACGCCAUGUCCCUACUGCGCACUGUCAUCAUUGUAGUUGGAGUUUUCAUCGCCUGCUGGACUCCCCUCUUUGUCCUGCUCCUGGUGGAUGUAGCAUCCGAGCAGAGGUCCCCCAUUCUUUACGAAGCCCACUGGUUCAUUGGGCUGGCGGUGCUUAACUCCGCGAUGAACCCAGUCAUCUACACUCUGGCCAGCCGCGAGAUGAGGCGAGCUUUCCUGGGUCUGGUUUGCGGCUUUUGCUACAAGGCGAAGGCGUCUGUGAACGGAAGCGGAAACAGACAGUCCCUGGAGCCCAGCCGCAGCAGGAGCAAGUCGUGGAGCAGCCAGAACCAGCAGGGCUCCAGGCAGUCAGAGCCGGAGAGAGGACAGGAGUCAGACAGGGGCCACGGAAAGGUUUCAGUGGUGGCUGGAGCAAGCAAAGGUACUGCUGAGGCUGCGAGUGACAGAGAAGAUUAAAAGGAGACAGGAGUAAUUUACAGUAAUACUCUGAGCUUAAGAGUUUGUGCAGUGGUCACAACGGAGAGCAUUGUUCCCAAAAAAAAGUGUUUCUUUAAAUGAAGGGUAGACUUCUGACAUUAGCUGCAGGGCAGUGGUUUCUUUUUGCUAUAUGUUCAUCAUCUGUAAUGUAUGGCUCUUUCAAGUCCAGCCUCCAGUGCUCAAAACUUUGGAGUGCUCAAGAGUUUGGAGACACAUUGUCCUUUUUUUGUUGUUGGGUUUUUUUGCUGGAUAACAGUCACUUCCACAGAUGACUGGUGCUCUUACCCUCAACAGAAAGGACUUUUACCUCUGUAGUUGCAGCUGUGAGCUCCUAUGAUAAAUUAGAAGUGAAAACUGACCCGCAGUUACCAAAUAAGUGCAAUUAUAUCACUGCAAAAACCAAUGUAAUGAAGAAUGAUUGUAGACUAUUAUUAUUGCAAUGACACACA